This is a messenger RNA of Physella acuta, 2176 nucleotides long. RefSeq lists its product as uncharacterized. Gene Ontology annotation, molecular function: tumor necrosis factor receptor binding. Gene Ontology annotation, cellular component: membrane. NCBI's taxonomy places the organism in Eukaryota, Metazoa, Mollusca, Gastropoda, Physidae. The record is from RefSeq and is a predicted model, not a curated record. Gene Ontology annotation, biological process: immune response.
UACGUAGUUUAGGUGACAUCAGUUAUUUAGUUCGUGCUGCCGCUGUUUUGACUGACAAAAAGCACAUACAUUCUAUCAUGGACUUGAACAAGCACCAAGAAAAGAAGUUUCAAAUAUGUCGAAUAGUAAUCUCAACAACAUCUUUUAUUUGUUCUGCAAUCGCCCUAUCAAUAGUAGUAAGAGAUUUGAAGAACUUGUAUACCAAGCUUGAAAAACACACAGAUACUAUGGAGUGCUCAAAUUGUCAGGAUAACUUAUUUCACAAGUUUGAUGGCAAAACAAAACCAGUGCACGCCGCCACUACAGAAAAUCUAAUUACACCAGUAACUGCUCAUGUAUCAAUCACACAGGGAUUAAAACAUCAAGAUCUUUCGUUUAGCAAAAACCAUGUUGAUCUUGAGAUCAAUCUGCAUUCACCUGCAAAUCAUUUUCGCGGUGUCGUCAUUCAUGAAAAUAAAAUAAUUAUUUUACAUUCAGGGUUAUAUUAUUUAUAUAGCAGCAUUGACUUUAAACCAAAUUCUACAAAGUCUUCAAAAGACUUUACUUACCAGACAUGGUUUCACUAUGUCCACAAGUCUAACAUAAACAAUCCGCAUCGGUCAGGAGUUUUGUUGAGGACAGUCCACACAUGCUGUCCUGACUGUGUGGACAGUCGCGAGACAGCAUACACAGGUGGAGCAUUUUACCUAGAAGCAGGAGACACCAUCCAAUCAUGUGUGUCUGUUCAAGGUGUGGUCUCCGUCGAUGACCGUUCAUCCUUUUUAGGGCUGGUGAUGCUGAACAGCCAAGAAAGCACGGCAGACGAGGUACCCUGACAAGUGAAGCUAACGUGACUAUUCUGCCAACGCCCUACCCUAUAGAUCUGUUAGCCUAUAGGCCAGCAUUCUAUAAUUUCACUAUGAUGGGUACCUGACCCAGGGAAAAUGAAGGCGGGUGCAAGUAGUGUUGACCAGAUUUUGCCUUCAAAUGCUGUUAGCGCUGAAGCAGGUGAACUCUAUGCCAUUCACAAUAUCAACCGGUGGUUGAAAGUACACAUUUUAUACAGGCCUAAACUAUGAGUGCUAUGUGCGCUAAACUUAGCUUACCUGCCCCAAUCAUUUUGGUAUAAUUAUAUUUAUAAGAUAUUAAUAUGGGACAGAGUGGCCUAGCCCUAGAGAGCUAGACUGCUAACCCGUAAGUUUCGAGUUCAAGUCAGUAGACUGUCUCUUAGUAUACACAGAAACGUCCUUAAUAUAUAGGUAAAGAAGGGCACUAAGAGCUACACUUUUUGGAACCUGUACAUUUUUAAAGAUUUUUUCUAAUCCAAGUAUUUUCUAAUAUUGAAAUUAAUGCAAAAUUAUUCUAACACAUCUUACACAAUAUAAAAAUAAUAAUAAAGGCUAUUACAUUUACUUUCAAGAGUUAAGAUUCUUGGAUCUAAAAAGGGAAGGUACUAACUAAUCUGCCUUGAUGCUUUCCCCUGAUAAGCCAUGUGUGCUAUACAUUACAUAACAUGACAUGGACAUGAAAAAUGUUGAGGGGAGAGCAUUUGUACUGAUUUCCCCUUUGUUCUCCUUGCUGGACCCUGAGGGCCAUAAAUUACAUAAGAGGUGCUAUCUCUUGUUGGCUGGGAUUAUAAAUGACAUAAAAUGAAUCCUCUGCUUCUCUGUUAUGUUAUCAAAGAACAGCAGUGGUUGUUACCUCCGAAGUAGAUUAGCAGUGUUAUUGGGGGUUUUGUGGGGGUGGGGAGUUGAUCGGGUCUUAAUACCAAACGGCUCUUAGUGCCCUGCUUUCCUAAUUGUUAUAUGUUAUUUUUAUUGAGAUCUGGAUCUUAAAAAUGUGAAGUGUUGCUUUAUUAUGUUAUACAUGUGCUAGACGUACAUCUUUAGACAAAGUAAAUAUUGUUUAGUUAUGCUUUGAUGUCAAAUUAAGGUUGGGCAAAAUGUACAGAUAAGUGGUAACCGAUCACUAUGUAGGCCCACUGAUGUUUUUAGUAAAUAUAUUUGAGAGCUGUAUAGAAAGUAUAAUUUUAUAUUUUUAUUAAAAUAGCGCUAUUCAACAUUUCAUUUGAAAUUGGAAAUGUUUUUGUUUGGUAUAUUAACAUUUUGUUACAUUUGGUAACAAUGCAACCAAAUUUAUACAUUAUAUGUUUAAUGUAAUUAUGUUUGUCUUAUUAAAAACAGUAUUAACCUAGGCG